AUGGCUGCUAUUAGCAAUGGAAAUGCCAACGGGGGAACAAAUGGAUACGGUGCAGGUGUCUCCCCAGGUCAUCAAAUGGUCAGCAUGCGCUUCUCCGACAUACCUUCCGCCAUCGACAUUCCAGUUCAAGGCGAAGGUGACGACGAAGCUGUAGAGGUUGAUCUUGAGGAUCUUUUGGACGAUCCUACCGAAUUAUGUACACUGCUGGAGAAUGAGGGCGCGGCGCGGACAUAUUGGAUGACAGUCUCCCUUGCGUAUGCGAAGCAGAAGAAGGUCGACCAUGCUAUCGAAAUGCUCAUCAAGGGAGGACAGGCAAUGAAAGGUGGUCCAAAAGAGAGGCUUAGUAUGUUGACUUGUCUUUGCUGGAUGUAUCUGUGGAAAAGCAGAGAAGCACCUCGAGUUGCUCCAGAAGGCGCUCUGGUCUCGGAAGCAAAAACGAAAGAGUACUACCUGCAAAUCUCGACUUCGACACUGAACGAGGCGCUCCGAAUAAACCCAGCAUUCCCCCCUUUGUACCUCGCUCGUGGAGUUCUUCAACUAUUGAAGGCCUCCCUCCAACCGCCUUCGAAAUCUGCGAAUCCUGGCGCAAUUGAUCCAGAGAAAGGAGACAUUUUACGAGCCUCUUUGAAGUCCUUCGAAGAUGCGAUUCGAGUCUCUGCGGGCAGAAACAUGAUGGCGGUGUUGGGCAAAUCUAGAGCGCAGUACUCUCUGGGGAAAUAUGCAGACGCCUUGGAGGGUUAUCAGGAGGCUUUGCAUAAGAUGCCUGACCUGAUUGAUCCAGAUCCACGGAUAGGAAUCGGUUGUUGUUUCUGGCAGCUGGGGUUUAAGGAAGAUGCGAAAACAGCCUGGGAACGAGCUUUGGAGAUCAACCCUGACUCAAAGAUUGCAAACAUCCUUCUUGGUCUUUUUUAUCUCGAUGCGAGUUCACAUGUUCCCACAAAUGGGCCCGAAUUCAUUCGACUCUACAAAAAGGCAAUGACGGAAUACACACAAAAAGCUUUCAAGGCUGACAAGGACCUUCCGUUAACAUGUGCGACAUUUGCUGGCUACUUUUUGUCCCGAAAGUCCUUGACAAAUGUGGAUACUCUGGCGCAUAAGGCAAUUCAGUAUACAGACGUAAAUGCAAUUGCCAGUGAUGGUUGGUACUUGUUAGCUCGAAAAGAGCACUACAAAGACGACUACGAGCGAGCAACUGAUUAUUAUCGCCGAGCGGACGAAGCCAGAGGUGGUGCUGAGCGUGGUUUUCUACCUGCCAAGUUUGGUGCAGCGCAACUUGCAGUCCUAAAGAGUGAUUUUGGAGAAGCAAAGUUGAGACUUGAGAAAAUCAUUCAGCAGUCUAAGAAUGUCGAAGCUAUGAUUCUCUUAGGUACUCUCUACGCCGAAGAGGUGUUUACAACUCAGCAGAGUGGCGUCAAGGAGGAUAAGUCGACAGAAUUCAAGAAGGCUGUCGGUUAUCUUGAAAAUGUUCGGACGGCCUGGAAGGAUCCUAAGAAGAACCUCAUUCCAGAUGUUUCCGUGUUGCUCAAUCUUGCACGACUCUACGAGACCGACCAGCCCGAAAAGAGCCUGCAAUGUCUCCAACAAGUGGAGCAACUUGAGUUUGAUCAAAUUCCCGAUGAUCAGAAACCAGAAGAUCCUGAGGAGGAAGCUGCUUUCAAAACAUCUAUUCGAACAAGCCUUCCACCCCAACUGUUAAAUAACAUGGGGUGUUUCUACUACCAAGCUGAGAAGUAUGACCUGGCCCGAGAAAUGUUCCAGGUUGCCUUGAAUGCCUGCGUCAAGAUCAAAGACAAGCAGGAUGACUCUGACGGUGACGCGCUUGUCACUACCAUCAGCUAUAAUCUUGGGCGAACUUAUGAGGCCAGUGGCUUACUCGACGAAGCCAGCACGGUAUAUAAUGGGCUUCUCGACCGCCACAACGACUACACAGAUGCAAGAACGAGACAGGCUUAUAUUGCCUUACGCCAGAAUCCAACAGAAGACGGACCCAAGGCCAUUUCCAAGCUUUACCAAGAUUCAUCUGCUGAUCUCGAAGUACGCGCCUUGUACGGUUGGUAUCUGGGACGAAUCCAUUCUCGAAGGGGCCGCGGCAAUAUUGCGGAAGAUCCAGAGUUACGCCAUUACAAACACACUCUUCAAAACUAUGAGAAGCAUGACCGAUAUGCUUUGAUUGGAAUGGGAAAUUUGUAUCUCAUGACGGCUCGUGAGAUGCAUCGAGAGACCGAUCAAGAAAAACAGAAGCGCAGUGCCAUGUAUGUCAAGGCGGUUGAAUUCUUUGAUAAAGCUUUACAGCUUGACCCAAAGAACGCAUACGCAGCUCAAGGCAUUGCUAUUGCUCUUGUUGAGGACAAGAAGGACUUCAAGACCGCUCUGUCGAUAUUCGUCAAAGUUCGGGACACAGUUAAAGAUCCAAGUGUAUUCGUCAAUCUAGGGCACAUAUUCGCCGAGUUGCGGCAGUUUAGCAAAGCCAUUGAGCACUAUGAGGCGGCGUUGUCAAAGGACCGGUCUCACGAUGCUCAGAUCUUGGCUUGCUUGGGGCGGACAUGGUUGGCCAAGGGAAAGACAGAGAAGAGUUUAUCGGCAUUCAAGAGUGCUCUUGACUACUCUCAGAAGGCCCUCCAAAUUGCACCCGAGCAAGUUCACUUCAAAUUUAACGUCGCUUUCGUACAGAUCCAGCUAGCUACCACUGUCUACAAUAUGCCCGAAGUUCAGCGUACACUCACCGAGGUACAAGCUGCCGCUGCGGGUCUUGAGGAAGCCAUAGAGUCUCUAGAAGCCAUUGCUCAACACCCCCAGACACCCUAUCCUAAGCAUGACAUCGAGCAACGUGCGAACAUGGCUCGAAAUACAAUGCGUCGGCAAUUAGAGCGUUCAAUUCAGGCCCAGAGGGAGUAUGAAGAGAAAAAUGCCGAGAAGCUGCAGCUGGCCAAGCAGAAACGAGAGGAAGAGCUCAGGAAGCGAGAAGAGAUCAAAAAAGCUGCAGAAGAUGCCGAGCAUGAGAGGAAGAAGAAGAUUGCUGAAGAGCGACAGAAGAUCAUAGAGAGAGAUCGUGAGCUUGCGGAGGCUAGAGCUGAAGAGGAGAAGCAAAGGGAGCAAGCUGAGAUGACCACGGAUAGUGAGACUGGGGACAAGGUGUCCAAGAAGUCCAAAUCCAAGAAGCGUGGUGCCGGAGGCAAGCGAAGAAAGAAGAACGAAGAUGGCAUCUCUGAUGAUGAAGAUAGAGGGAGUGAGGAGGAGAAGCCCAAGAAGAAGAGAAAGCUUCAAAAGAAGACUCCUCCAGAGAAGCCAAGCAAGUACAAGAGUAGCGAGAUCGUCGUGGACAGUGACGACGACGACGGUGCUGCAGAAGCCGCUAGGGAGAUGCAGGACGAUGUCGCUGAAGGCGAAGAUGCUAUGGAUGUUGAUGAGGAAGCUGCACCUGCGCCUGUCCGGAAGAAUCGACGAGUAAUCGACUCGGACGAGGAGGAUGAAGCUGAGGACGAAGCUCCUCCUCCGAAAGAAGAUUCCCCUGCUACCGCGAAUGGCGAUAGUGAAUGA
This is a messenger RNA of Lachnellula hyalina, 3537 nucleotides long. It is a transcript of the gene tpr1, whose product is annotated as Tetratricopeptide repeat protein. Gene Ontology annotation, biological process: regulation of DNA-templated transcription. The transcript is spliced from 2 exons. The coding region runs from base 1 to 3537 and encodes 1178 amino acids. NCBI's taxonomy places the organism in Eukaryota, Fungi, Ascomycota, Leotiomycetes, Helotiales, Lachnaceae. The record is from RefSeq and is a predicted model, not a curated record. Gene Ontology annotation, molecular function: RNA polymerase II complex binding. Gene Ontology annotation, cellular component: Cdc73/Paf1 complex.